Molecule: messenger RNA, 843 nt
Organism: Zootoca vivipara (common lizard)
Lineage: Eukaryota; Metazoa; Chordata; Lepidosauria; Squamata; Lacertidae
Source: RefSeq, a predicted model, not a curated record
AUGCAGAUCCUGACCUGCCCCUCCAAGUUGAGGUUGCUUGAGACUGUGCUACAACGUCACCUGCCCCAGGCUCUUCCGGCCUACGGAGCUGUGAUGCACAUCAACCGUAGAAAUCCAGCUCAGCACGAAGUGGUGGUGGACUCUUGGCCGGAGUUUAAAGUUGUCCUUACCCGCCCAUGUAAGGAGGUGGUGAAAGACAAGCAGGAUUACUACGCCAACUUUCAUACUGCUUUCUACUUGGAUGUAGACGCCUGGCGAACACUGUUGGAAAAUGCAGGCGCCAUUGACUGGGGAAAGGCCUUUCAACUUCAAGGGAACCAUGAUGGGAUAUACGAGGUCGCUAAAGAGGCUGUUGCUGCCAAGGAAGUCCAGUUGACUGUAACCCCCUACUUCACCUACCUGAACCUCAACCCAGAUAAACAGCCUGAGCCCCGGCUAGAUCCAGGCUUCAUUUUUUCCUCCUUGAAUAGCUCCCACAUUGACCUGCUGAAUGAAACAUGGCACUAUGGGGGCAGUGAACACAGCCGCAGAUACCUGGCCAACAUGGUGCGAUGCUUCCCCAGUACCUGCAUCCUGGACUCCAAUGGUCAUCCUAUCAGCUGGAUCAUCAUGGAAUCUCUGGGUACACUGAGACACAGCUACACCCUUCGAUCCCACCGCCGAAGGGGCUACUCAUCUAUGGUGCAGAGGGCACAGGCCAUACGUGUCCAUGCAGCUGGCUUCCCUGUAUAUGGCCUUGUUGCCCUAGAUAAUACCCCCCAGCAGAAACUGCUGGUCUCCCUUGGCUUCCAGAGAUUAUCUGAACUGUGUCAUUACUGCAUCCAUUCUGCAGCUUCUCAGUGA